Messenger RNA from Suillus discolor, 537 nucleotides. RefSeq lists its product as uncharacterized. The transcript is spliced from 11 exons. Bases 1 to 537 code for a protein of 178 amino acids. Lineage: Eukaryota; Fungi; Basidiomycota; Agaricomycetes; Boletales; Suillaceae. The record is from RefSeq and is a predicted model, not a curated record.
AUGAACGAUAGCGGAAUGUACAAUGAAGAUACUACGUACAAAGGAAUUCAAAGUCCAAUUGAGGUUACUGAGCGCACAGUAGUUAGGUUCAUUACUCGACUUUCGGCAAACACCGAAGGUAGCGCAGCAAAGACUACCAUCAGGAAAUCAGGUCUUCAGCGUAAAUGCUAUCGUUAUACACCACCAACAUUCCCCAUUUACUCACACUCAUCCUUGAAUAUGGCGGUCAUAGUCUUAAAUGAUCCCAGUUGGUGGCCGAUAAUAAAUUUGAACAUUGGUUUAAGCUAUUGGAUAGUUGCUGCGGGCGUCAUGGUGGUAUACGAUUGGGUCUUAACACUCGGACAAGAGAUUGAACUCAUCUGGAUACGCUAUAUUGGAAUACUGUAUUCUGUGUAUGUGUCGAGACCAACAGAUUGGUACCGUGCUGAUAGCUCAUCUUUGACAAUUAGUGCCAUUGUUAUGGAAUGGAUGCCAUUUGUCUCACUCACAGAUGCAGGGUGUAAGUCGCAGUGUUUGAUACUGGUGUUCGCUAAUUGA